Molecule: messenger RNA, 354 nt
Organism: Rotaria sordida
Lineage: Eukaryota; Metazoa; Rotifera; Eurotatoria; Philodinida; Philodinidae
Source: the annotation of a GenBank genome assembly
AUGCAAUGCAAACAAGGAAAUGAAAAAGUCGAUAUGAUCAUUACAUCUAACAUAUCAGCUUCGAGACCAAUCUCAGUAAAAGAAGAUCCUGAUAUACAACAAACUCGACAAACUCUUCUAAUUAUACUUGGGAUAUGUCUUGCUCUUUCUGUGAUAAGUGUGAUAAGUAAUACACUUGUAAAUGAAAUUUCUAAUGGUAUGCAAAAAAAUCAAGGUGGUAUACGAGUUGGUUCAUCUCUAAUUUGGCUACUUUUUCACGGAUUCGGAAUAUUUGUUGCUUAUCAUUAUUCUGAAACAGGUUUAAAAGUGUUUGCUUGGUUGGAAAAUCCUAAACUUGUCGUUCAAAUUGGCUAA